AUGGCACAUUUACUUGGAAGUAAAGCAUGUAUAGACAGUCUUCGCACCGAUGUGGAAGAUUUACAAGCCGUUAUUUACGAAGUAGUUGGCAAAACAGGCAGUAUCAAAUGUUUUUCUUGGAAAUUUCCUGAUAAAUUAGCAACCGAUUUAGAUAUGAAAGAAUUACUACAACGUUAUCAGUAUGGGAAACAUGAAGUUGAUAAUCAAGUGACACAUAUAGUUUUAUUUGAAAUUAUUAUUGACAGACUACUAUUGAUAUUGCACGGAUCUUGGCGUUUUAUUGAUGAAAUUCAAAUGAAUAUUCAACCCGAUUCAUCCUCAACCAAUCAUCAAUCGAAUUUAAGUAUUGGACUUGUUGUUAAAAAAUAUUGGAAUAAAUUGUUAUAUUUACAAACCAUUGUCCAAAAUAUGUGCCGAGAGGUUCGUUGUAAAGGUUUAAUUAUUGAUCGUAAACGUGAUCAAUCUCUAGAUGGUACAAAAACUCAUCGUGUAAAAACUUCAUCCAUUCUACUUCGUUCUAAAACAAAUAUUGACAUGUCGUCAUCAUCAAAUGAAAAACGUUGUCAAACAGUUGAAACAUCAUUUGGUCCAUGUUCAUCAUGUUCAAAAGUUCAAACGUGUUUACGUGAAAGUGGAGAUUUAUUGAUUAAUCUUUGUCAUACAUAUAAUUUACCAUCAUCUCUUGCUCAUUUUCGUAGUGGUCUCAAUCAUCCAUUACCAGAAUGGUUAUCAUCCGAUGAUAUUAAUCGUUGGUCAGAUAAUCAAGUAAAAGAUAUUGAACGUCUAUCAAAACAUUUAGAACAUUUACAAAAUUCAUUAAAUACAUGUAAAACAGAAUUGCAAACAUUAGAUAAUAAAUUAAAAAAACAAGAUGAAUUAAGAAAAAAAUUACAACAAACAAUUCAAGAAGAUAAAGAUUCAAAACGAAUAUUAAUAGAAUUAUACGAUAAAAAAUUAUUAGAACAAAAACAGGAAUAUGAACAACAAGGAAAAUUAUUAGAUGAAUCUAUUAGACAGUUGACAUUAAAUAAACAACAAUUAGAACAAAAAUUAAAUGAAUUAAAUGAAGAUAAUUUAAAUAAAACUGAUCAAAUUCAAAAAUUAGAAUUAUCUAAAAAUGAAUUGCAAAUUCUUGUUCAGAAUUAUGUCAGAUCGGAUGAUAAUCUAAAACUUGUCGAACAAGAUCGACUUCGUACACAAAUUGAAUUAGAUCUAAUGAAAAAAGAUUGUGAUGAUAAAACGCGAGAGAUACAAAAAGAACGAACAAGAAUUGAAAAUAUGAUUCGACAAGAACAAACAUAUCAAAUUAAACAAAAAACGUUAACAACAUCAUUAGAAGAAUUAACACAGGAAUGUGAAUCAUUAAAGAAAGAAGUAAAUGAAUUAGAGAUUAUUAGAGAUGAUUUGCAAUUAUCAUUGGAACAAACACAAAAACAAAAUAAUCAUCAUUUGACACAAGUAGCUGAUAAAUCAAAAAUCUCAUCAAUUAUGGAAGCAAAUAAUCAAUUUGUUUGUGAUAUUACAAUGUUGAAAAGUAAUCUUGAACAGUUACAACAACAAUUACGACAAAUGGAUGAACGAGAACAAUUACUCAUACAUUAUCCUGAUCUAAAUGGAAUUAUUGAAACAGGACCACCGACGAAUAAUAUUGUAGAAGAUAUGCAAAAUCAGAUACAAGCAAAUGAAAUUCGAAUUGAUUUACUUCGUCGACAAACCGAAUCAUUACGAUCAUCAUUAGAGAAAAUAUUGAAUACACAUAAUAAUAAUCAACAACUAACUACAACAACGAUUGAUGAAGAAAAAUUUCAAAAAAUACGAAAUCAUUCACGAAUGAUGAUAUCUGAAAGACGAAAUUCAUUUAACAGUGAUACAUCACAACCAACAACCACGAAAGUUCGUCAAGCUCCUUUGUGGAAAUUGAAUAAUGAGAUUGUUCUACAAGAAAGAACGAUAACGCCCACAAAUUAUAUUCCAAGAUUUAGUGAACAAGAUUAUGUCGCUAAUGGUUGGAUUAGAUCUGAUUCAGAUGCAACAAUGUCGAGUAACAAUAAUAACAACAGUGAUAUUGAACAUUCACCAAAACGACAUGAUAGGUCAUCAUCUUCAUCAUCAUCAAAAACACAGACAACUGAUCUUAUUAUACAAGCUGAAAAUAUGUCGUCUCGUCCACCUACAACAAUGACAACAAGAAACAGUACUCGAGAUCCUGGAAGAGCAUCAGCAAUACCACCAGCAUCUGAAUUUGAAAUGAUUAUUGGUAAAGGCCGAACAAGUCGACCAUCAUCAGCUGUACAUCGAAAUAAAACUAAUAAUUUAACAACGGCAGACAAUUCACGACGUGAUACCUCAUUAACAAAAACGAGUGGUCGAACAACUGAAACAACUGCAAAGACCACGACAUCAACAAUCAGAUCAACAACUGAAAAUGGCAGAGGAGGAGAACAUCUUCAUUGUAUAACGUGUAAUAGAUCUUAUGAUGAUAAACGAAAUUUUGAUAUACAUAAAAUGUAUUGUAGAAAUUAA
This is a messenger RNA of Didymodactylos carnosus, 2523 nucleotides long. Lineage: Eukaryota; Metazoa; Rotifera; Eurotatoria; Philodinida; Philodinidae. The record is from the annotation of a GenBank genome assembly.